Molecule: messenger RNA, 461 nt
Organism: Radiomyces spectabilis
Lineage: Eukaryota; Fungi; Mucoromycota; Mucoromycetes; Mucorales; Radiomycetaceae
Exons: 2
Coding region: 40-333 (97 amino acids)
Source: RefSeq, a predicted model, not a curated record
CUUCAAAGCUUUUUCUUUAUUAUUAUUUUACUUGCCAAUAUGCAGUUGGGAAAUGAAGCAAACUGUGUUCAUCAAAUUGUAAACCAGACGACGACCUUAUCCAAUUCCGUAUCCUUCUCCAGUAACCGAGCGACUUCUUAUUCUGCAAGAUUCGACAGCGAGGAAUACAUUGCCAAUGGAAUUCUUGAGCAGGAAAAACUUGACCCAAGUAUCAUAAUCCGUGAUGUAACCUUACAUCCGUCUGAACAUGCGAUAACUGGUGAAUAUGGGACGACACUGUGUGACAUUUUUUGGGAUUACCCCGAUCUUUCACUGGGAGAUCGAAGGAUUUGAAACUGUUCUUCCAUAAAUGUUUACUGAACAAAGUUGCGGGAAAUGAGAAUGACAUCGCAUUAAAGUUUCACCCAAGGAAAUGACCUUUUUUAAAAUAAAAGAAAUCUAUAAUAUAAUUUAAACAAGAG